Molecule: messenger RNA, 14333 nt
Organism: Caenorhabditis auriculariae
Lineage: Eukaryota; Metazoa; Nematoda; Chromadorea; Rhabditida; Rhabditidae
Source: the annotation of a GenBank genome assembly
AUGUCGGAGCGGAUGCGGGCGCGGCAUCGACGUCAGCCGCGGAACGCCGAAGACGUGAUGGCCGUGGAGCCGAGCGCGGAUUUUUCUGCCGCCGGUCCUCUAAUGCCCAACCUCUUCCAUCCUCCCGAAGACGUCAGCGACAACGAUUCCGUUGAUUCUGACGAUGAUGAUCAUCAUCGGAAGUUGAUUCGCGACCCUGUUAGUUGGUGGUGUUGUGUCUGGACUGCUUUUUCAUUAAGGGAAUCGAAUAAAAUCGACUUUGGGGUCAAUAAUUUCUGACCAUAUGCCUUAAAGUUUUGUGAAUAAAUUCCUGCCUGGACUGAAAUUGUAUAGAGGAAUAUUUAUUGACAGAUCGAUGUGAACCCUAAAGGCUUCACUUGGAUUUAUAGUCAAAAAAAAGGCAUUGGUAGGAUUUUACGAUUUUUAUCGAAUGUUGGAGAAGAUUAUAAGAAAAGCUGUCUUAAAGAUAGACUUGAUUGGAAUUCCUAUGGAGGAAAAUGAUUUAGAGGAUUUUCAGAAGCAGCUCUUGAAGAGAUUAUCAACUUAUUUUGUAAAAAAGGAAGAUUUUGGGAAAAUUUUUCAAAUCAGAAAAAAAAAGUAGGAAACGGGCGAUUAUAACAGGGUCAGUGACGUUUCCAAGAGUUUUUUUCAGUUUUUGAAGUUUUUUUCGGAAAGAUUAUCAUUGAGCCAAUUAUUAAGGUGAAAUAGAACGUUUUGUAGCUUUUCCUAUGUAGGAAAUAGCUGUGAAAGUUUAUUUCAAAGAUAAAGAUUGGAAAAAAAGUUUGAAAAUUUGCUUUCUGUUGGGUAAUUCUAGUGGUACCGGGAUAAUUAGAAGUAUAAAAAUCGAUAUUUUUGAUUUAUGGGAAUUUUUUGUUUGAUAUUCUCGAUCUCCACUCAGCUGUUUAUUGAAGAUUUAAAAAGUUUUUGCUUUUUUGAAAUUUUAGUUGAAAUCUUUAAAAAGAAUCUUUAGUCCUAGUUUUUAGUUUUUGGGGAUUUUUUUUUAUAGGAAUUCAGACGUAAUUUAGAUGGGGAGUUCAAAUAAGUUAUUUAGGGACCAGUGAUGAAGUUCACAUAUUUUUCCUUCAAAAUAUUCAAUUUGAAUUUUUUUCCAGACGGUAGACCCCAACGCCAACUGGUUCAAAAAGAACACACGAUGCACUUCGCGGCGACAUUUCCUCAAUACUUUUGCUCCUAUUUUUGUAUUUAUUGCAGGUUUGUAAAGAAUAAUAGUUCAUUUGAUACAAAUUUUUGUGUAUUUGAAAGGAAAAUAAUAUUUUUAAUUAUAAUUACUAUUUUCAGGGCGUUCCUCUCGGUUUAAUCGGAGCGAUUCCAUUGCUUCUUUCCGGAAAGCAUGUCACUUACGGGCAACAGGCCGUCUUUUCAUUCGCUUAUUGGCCUUUCAGGUUUGGUUUUUAAGGGAUAAAUGAAAGAAGAACUUCUGAAUUUUGAAUCUAGGGUCCAUUAAAAAUAGGUAGGAAGCUUUUUUAAAGGGUUUUAGGCCUCCAAAUUUCGUCAUAGUGAAUUUUCUAUAGAAACCCGGUAAUUUAUAUCCAUUCUAUGAUGGAAAGAAAAAAUAAAGUUCAUUUUCCAGUUGAAUAUAAAUUUUUAAAAUCAAUAAAAUUUGAAUUUUUAACCUAGGUAUCAUGAAAAACAGGUGGGAAGUUUUUUUUUAAGGGUUUAAUGCUCCAUUUUUCAUCAUUAUUCGUCAAUUUUCAAUAGACAAUCGGUCAUUAAUUGAGUUUUGUAAGUUUUUAAACAUAUUUUUUGGUUCGCUCGAUAAAAAAUACCUGUUAGAACAAAUAGUUUCAAACUAACACUUACUUUAAAUUUUUGAUGCCGAAAAAUUGAAUUUAAUUGAGCUUUAAUCUCUCUUUUCUAUCAUAAACUGCGUGUGAAUCAGGGAUGCACAAGACGGGGGUUUUUUUUUAAAUCGAGAUCGAGACGAAAAAAAUUAUUUCGUAUCGAGAUCGAGACAAUUCGAAAUGAAAAAAAAAACCCAAAUUUUUGUUUCAAAAUAACGCUUACAAACUACCAAAACUCAAAAAUGUGCAAAAACUUCUCUUUAUUAUGAGAUAUUACGCGAAAUCUGAAACUGCGCUGUGGUUUUGAUCGCUUUCGGUAGGUGACGUUACGAUCGGAACGUCAAAUUUGACGCCUUAUUUUUAAAUUUUCGCUCAAAAAAGUCUUUUUUCAUCUCGAAAUAACUCGAGACGAUAUUUUGUCUCGAGAUAUUUCGAGAUCGUGUAUUGUGCAUCCCUGGUAUUAAUGAUCGAUUUUUUAUCGGAAGUUGACGAAUUAUGACGAAAAUUAAAGCCAAAAACAAGAUCCAAGGAGUUGUCAACUGAUUUAAUUUCUAGAGAUAUUUUUUGGCAAAAAAAUGAAAGUAAAUAUUGAAAAAGUUUAGCUUUUUGGACAUAGGUUACAUGGAAAAUAGUUGGGAAGUUAUUUGAAGGAUUCUGGAUUUCAAUUUUUUUAUCAUUUUAUUGGGAAAUCGAUGGUCAUAGAAAUUAGGCUAGGUUAUUUCAAAUUCCAUUUCUGAGUAUUUUGAAGACUUUUUUUGAAAAAAAUCAUAGAUUGUAGAAAACACCUCAUUUUUGAACGAAUCUUUGAAUAAUAUCUCUUUUGAAAUGUACAAAGAGGUUCCAGGAAUUUCAAAGUAACGGUCAGAAAGUGAAAAAGAUAACGGAGUUUUGGAGAGUUGGAGAUAAUUUUGAAUUGCGCAGAAAUGGCUAGAAACUGCUCAAAUUUAUUCAAAACAUCUUUUUUUGCAGUUUGAAAUUGUUAUGGGCGCCGAUCGUCGACUCGGUCUACUCGAAAAAGUUGGGCCGAAGGAAGUCGUGGAUGGUGCCGUGUCAGUACUUGAUCGGCAUCUUCAUGCUGGUCCUCUCCUUCCAAGUCCCCUAUAUUAUGGGUGAAACUGGUGAGAAUAUCUAGACUUUUCAAUAAAAUAUUAGGAAAAACACAUGAAAAUUGUGAAGACGGAACUAAUUCAACAAGAGUUUUUUGAAAAGUUUGAAAAAAAAAAGUUUUUUUCGAACGGCGAACAUUUUCCACGUUUUUUUCUAUUUGUAAUCGAUUUUUUUCCCCACGUUUUCAUAAUGAUUUAUCGAUCUAGUUUAUAUAGUGAUUUCCUAUUAGGAAAAUCUUUUAUCUUUUUAAAAAAAUCUAAAUCUUUAUAAAUUUAACGAAAAAAAUAAAGAAACGAAAAAAAUCGGAAAAGUCGUCAUUUUAAGAACCACUGGUAUUGAAUCGGCACCCCAUAAAUUAUUUCAAAUUUAAGAAAAAAAGUAAGGAAAAUGGUAGACAUUGAACGGAUUCAACAAGAUCUUGAAAAUUUCCCUUUUUCAGUGAAUUUGACGCAAAAAUGGCUACUUUUUGAAGGGAAUUGAAGUUUUAUAUGUAUAUCAGUUUUAUCAAAAAAAUUUGUUCCUUCCGAGUUCUUAUAAGAGGAACUGGUGAGAUUUUUGAGAUUUCUCGAAAAAAAUAUCAUUUUCCAAUAAAAAGAUCGAGAAAGGUUGAACUAAUUUAACGCGAUUUCCUCGGAAAAAUUAGGCUUCUUUUUUGAAAGUUUGGAAAAUUCAGAAGGAAAACAGUUGAUGAUAGGAAUUUUGCAGCUUUUAUAACUCUAACUUGACCAAAUUCGAAAGUUUGAUUUUUCAGGAAGUCAGCCGAAUGUCAUUUUUUUGAUGCUUAUUUUCCUGCCCCUGAACUUUUUGGCGGCCACUCAAGAUAUUGCCGUCGAUGGAUGGGCUCUCACAAUGCUUUCCAAGUUUGUUAAUAAUUUUUUAGAUUAUCUAGUUAUCAAUCAUUUUGAUAACAGUUUUUUUCGUCAUUUCAAAAACUCUCAUUUUCAUUAAAAAGUCGAUCAAUUGCAAGAUUUUUUUGAGCUCACGGUUUCUAGAACAGCACAAAAAUCAAAACGGGAUUGAAAUAAUAAUUAAUGUUUGUUUUGGGGCGGCUUACAUAAUUUUCUCAUUAAGAAUGUUUCUAGUGAAGAAGAAGAUUUAUAAAUUUCUGGAAAUUCACAAGAAAAUUUCCUUUUUCGAUUUGAAAAAAAUAAGAACUGAACCCAUUUUUUUCGGAGAAAAGAGUUCUUCAAGAAAAAAAUGUUUUUUUCAAGGUCUAAAAUAUUGAUUCAAGAUGUGUUUUUUUCUAAAAGUUUGACCUUAAGAAUUUUAUUUUAAACGUUUUGGGGCGGUUUUCUGAAAAAAAUUUUUUUAGUGAACAAUCUAAUAAAUUUUUGCAAUUUUUACUUAAUUAUCCAACGGAAAAACUUUUUACGUUCUCGACAUUCUUCACGAAAAUUAAAUUAAAUAAAAUUAAAAAUUUUUUUAUAAAUUUUUUUAAUUGUCGUAAAAUACGCUAUUACCACCGCAAUCACGGAAUUAUUCGAGUUACAAUGUUUCAAUUUUUUUUUCAAACUGACUAGAGAAACUUUCCUGUGAGUUUAGUCGUGAUUACUUGGGUCCUGAAAAUUUUAUGAGGCCUUUCCGAGUUUCUUAUCUUCUUGUACGGUUCUAUAUUUGGCGUCUCGAAAAAUGACGGUGAAAAAAUAAAUUUACAGAAGAAACGUCGGCUACGCUUCAACGUGUAAUGCAGUGGGACAGACGGCCGGAUAUUUCCUGGGAAACGUCGUUUUCCUGGCUCUCGAGUCGGCCGACUUCUGUAACACUUUCUUGAGAACCACCGCCAAUCAAAAGGAGACCGGAAUCGUCGAUCUUGCCAGUGAGUUUCCUCACUUUUUACGUCGAAAAAUGCCUUUUUUCAAAAAUUAUUCGUGUAAAGUAUUUUUUAACAGCGAUUUUAUUAGAAUUUCAUACCUUGAAAGUAUUCGAAAUUCCUAUAAAUUAAAGGUCUCUGAUUUUUUGUGAAGUUUACGGUCUCAAAAGAUUUGAAAUGGUCGAAAUAACUUGAUUUUUUUGCUUCGCUACAUAAAUCCCAUUAAAAAAAUUACCUUGAAAAACGUUUUUUUCAUGGAGUUUUUCCCAUUUCCGUGUGUAAUUUUGGAGUUUUUGUCUUUUUGGUUGGCAAAAAAACCGGUUCUGGCAGUUAUUUGAUGCGAUUAGUUUGAGAAAAAAAGAGGUUUAAUUAAAUUCUUCCUUGAGAAAAUUUUUUCAAAGUUUUUUUCAGGGUAAAUUUCUGAUUUUUUUGGUUUUUUUGUACAGCUUUGGAAAGUCGAAAAAAAUCAUUUCAAAAAAAUUUUUCCCUGAAGUGGCAACUUAUUGUGAAUAGCCGUCGUUCUCAGUGUAAAGUACGCAAGCAGUGGAUUUGACGCGAAAAAUUUAUAUAAUAAUUUCAAUAAUUUGUUCAAAAAAACUUUCUCAUAGCUCUCAGAGCGUCAAUUAUUUCACUAUAGUGGUCACUUUUUCAUCUACUCCUGACAAAAACACUCCAGGGCUCACUAGACUUAUUCAUAAAAGACUUAGUAUCUUUGAACUUUCUCUGACCUUCCCCCAGUGAAAACCAAAAACCAAACCUUUUUUUUUCCCCGCGAAUUUGCGCUCCAACUCAAAAAACCAAGGCGUGACGUCAUUGUUGCCUUCCGAAUUUAAUAUAUAUCCGUCAGAACGUUCCCAGAUUUACCCACGCCUACUCGAAAAAAGGCGGAAAAAGUGGCGCGAAACGGAUGAAUUUUCCCAUUUUGUUUGGUCCCUCGGGGAGGAUUCUGAAGUCUGGUGGAAAUUGGCCCGGUUUUUUAUAACUCUGCGGCGGCUGGUCCAAUGAAUUGAGUCGAGAUUUGAGUAUUUCCGCUUCUUCUAGCUCAUAAAACAAUGUAGAAUUGGGUGAAUAAUGAAAAUGUCGUCGUUUGUGGUGUGAAGUACGCAAAAAAAGUUCCAUAAUGAUUUAUCGAUCUAGUUUAUAUAGUGAUUUCCUAUUAGGAAAAUCUUUAUCUUUUUAAAAAAAUCUAAAUCUUUAUAAAUUUAACGAAAAAAAAUAAAGAAACGAAAAAAAUCGGAAAAAGUCGUCAUUUUAAGAACCACUGGUAUUGAAUCGGCACCCCAUAAAUUAUUUCAAAUUUAAGAAAAAAAGUAAGGAAAAUGGUAGACAUUGAACGGAUUCAACAAGAUCUUGAAAAUUUCCCUUUUUCAGUGAAUUUGACGCAAAAAUGGCUACUUUUUGAAGGGAAUUGAAGUUUUAUAUGUAUAUCAGUUUUAUCAAAAAUUUGUUCCUUCCGAGUUCUUAUAAGAGGAACUGGUGAGAGGAACUGGCAACAAAAAAAUUUCAUUUUUACCAACAGAAAAAGUAGUAGUCGUCCUUUUCAGUGUAUAGUACGCAAACAGCAGAUUUGACGCGCAAAAAUAAUUUUCCUUUUCCUCUGGAGACUUUUUUAGACUCGAAUUUCACAAAUUUGUCGAACAAUCUCCAGUAAUCUCAGUCCAAUGUUUUAUCAACAAUGUGAACAAUCUUAAAACCCAUAAAAUUUACAUUUUUCUGGAAGUAAAUUGGAAAAAUCCGAUCACAAAGCACUAAUUGAGAUAUGAUAGCGAAAGUUCUAAGCGAUUUUGAACGUUUUACGGCAGGUUUUGGUUAGGGAAUUGGAUUUUUUUCAUCAGCAAGUUCGCCCGAUCCAGUAGUACGUGUCGAAGAGGAACAUCUCGCAGCUGGAAGAAGUAUAUUUUUUUGAUCAAAUUUUUUUGGAGAAUAAAUGUCCUUCCUUGUUUUUUUGAAAGAAAAUCGGUAUUAUUUUUCACGAUUUUUCAAAUGGAAUUUGUGAAAUUAGGACAUAAUCUUCCAGUACAAUGGCGGAAGGAGAAGCCCAACUUCAUUAUUUUUUUGGUAAAAUUGAAAUUUUUCUCAACUCUAAAUUAACGGUUGUUGGGUCAAUUUGUAAAUGAGUUUUUCAAAAAAAUCGAAUUUUUUAUCUACCUUUCGAAAUGAUUUUUUUAAAAGGAUGAUGCGUUUUUUUGUGCAAAUUUUAAAUGAAAAACUGCUCUUUAUCGUUAGGUUUAGCAUUAGAAACAGCUUCAAAUAGCGAUUUUUGUUUUGAAAAAUGUUCUAUUUUUCGUUUCGAGUUCAAUUAAAAGGCUUAUUCCGAGCAUUUUCUCAAUAUCUCGGAUAGUUGAGAAGCUCCCUAGUAUCUCCAGAAAUUUUUACAGUAUCUCCCUCAAGUUUCACAGUAAAAAAAACCUGGUAUUGCGGAAUUGAUCGUAGACGGCGCUCAUACCGUAUCCACCUCUCUCACUGACAAUUACCGCACUCCACCAAUUACCGAACCUUUCUUCUGAUUGCUGUUUUAGGUACCUGGAAAAAUAGAUUAAAUAUUAAAAUCUAAAGUUUUGCCCUUCCAAGGGAACACUUAAGGGGUUUAGGAUUUACUUAAGCAAUCACUAAUCGUAUCAGAAUCGAAAUAUAACGCUUAUUAUGUUCAUAUAGAUGAGGAAAGCUUGAGAAGAUUCCUGGCCUUUGAAGGGAGCACUUAAGAGUUCAUGAAAUCACUCUAGUGGUCACUAAGUAGCUCAGAACUGUUUGGGAAAUAAAAAAGGACAACUGACCGUUUUUCUUCUUUUAUAGAUUAAGGGAGUUGGAGAAAAGGCCCCAGCCUUUCAAGUGACCACUUAGGAGAUGAUGAAAUCACUUGAGUGAUCACUAAGUAGUUUAGAAUCGUUUGAGAAACCAAGAGGACGUCUAGCGUUUCUCCUCCUCUUAGGAAAGCUUGAAAAACUUAUCUUUUCAAGGGAACUUUUGAUAAAACAUCACUUAAGCGGUUACUUGAUGGUUCUGACCAAAAAAAGCUCACUUUGCCUGAUAACUGUACUGGUGGGGGUACAUGCCGACGGUUUCCAAAACCAAUUCACGUAGUUUUUCUGAUUUGCAGUUGUCUCCGCGGACUGAAAUUGAAAAAAGUUAUUUUUAAAGUUAAAAAAAGGAUUUGUUGUUUUCUUUUUGCUCCAGGAAAAUAAUAUAGGAUAAAUAAUUGAUUUAACAAAAUCAAUAGGCUCAAAAGAUGACAGUUUAUAGUGAACUUAGGUAUGAAAAUGAUAUUGAAACGUAAAAAAAAUUUGAGAUUGAAAAUUUUGAUUAUUCAUUUUAUAGUCUUUCUGUGAGAUGAAAAAUGUCCAUAUAUGGCGAUUUCAUUAUGGGAAAUAACCACGAAGAAACGAUUUUGCUGAAAAGCUAAAAAGAAAAUCAUCCAAAUCAAAAUUCAAACCAACCUCUCAUCGCGAAUGAACAUGGAAACAGUAGUAAAAAGGUGGCUAGAAGUCGAAAAAGGGCGUUUUUCCGUGUAAGCAUCUCCAUUUGUGCCGACGUUACCGCUGCCGCGUUCAGGAAAAUGUUGACCCGCACCUUGAAUGAUUGAAAUCGAGAAAAGAAAAAAAAACUACUUUUACGCUUCGUUGCAAUACAAGAAUUUGUGAAUCACCAGAAAAAAAAGAAAAACGAAACUACUUUGAAAAGCUCGCAAGCUCAGUUUAACACUACUUUAUAUAGCUCUUCGGGUCAUAAAAAAGAAGAGAGAUUUGGCCGCUAGAAGGAAGGAAAAAAAGUUGCCAAAAAAGAAUGACUUUCGUGGGUGGAGCCUUCUCAUCCAUUUUUCGGCAUUUUUUUGGUUUUUUGUCGUUCGUUGAAAUGACAGCUCUUCGGAAAGUGACGUGAAGCUCGUUGGAGACCGAAGGGAUGUUCGGAUUUUCUGAGCAGAACUCUGAAAAUUAAAAAAAAAGGCGGUCUAGCUCCUUUUAGUUGUGGAUGUUUUGAGAUCAUUUGAGUAGGCUCAAAAAUUUUUUGGAGCGAGAAAAAUCUGUUCAACUUGAAUUAGUCUGUUUUAGUCGUGGGUCAGGAAGGUUUUACGCUUAAGGAGAUUUUUGUAGACAAAAAGGCCGUUUUUCCUCCAAUCUGUGCUAUUAAUGAACACCUGGAAGGUAGAAUUGAACAGUUUAAGGAUUUUUUUUGGGAUUUUUUCGAGAAGUUAUCAAACGUUCUCCAGCAUAUGAGAAGUCUUCACUUGAGCCGUUUAUUUUCCGGAAAAUUUCUGAUUAGAAGAUUUUUAGCCGUAGGGCGAACUUUCCUCUAAGUUUCAGCUACUCAGAAUUUCUCAGCUCUAUUAAAUAUCUUUGGUUGACUUUUUUUUUGUGCCGUUCAGAGGCUUUUUCAAAGAUAUGAGAAUGGAAAAUUUGGUGUAAUGGUUGGAAAAAUGGAGUCAACUGUUGGAAAAAACACGAUGUUGGCGUUUUGAGAGGUAUAUUUGUGGACACAUUAUGGUACCUUUCCGAUUCGUCCGUGUAGAAAUUUUAUCGGAAUAAAGAAAAAUAAUAUUAUAUAAUUGGUCGUUGUUUCAAAGAAUAUCUGAUGCUCAAAAAAAAAAUAAUAGAAAAAACUAAACGCAACAACGAAUAUAGAGAGAAAGGGACGUUCCGUUUUUCGCGUAUGAUUUGUUUAUCGUAGCGGAUUCGCAGCCCAGUGGCUACUCCCUCAAUAAUAAUAAUAUACAAAUACCGCCGAGUUUAUAACCAAAACAAAAGAGUUGCAAAAUAUUUGACAAGGGUAGUCUGUACAUAUUUUUAAUUUGAAGCGGCUAACUCCGCCCCUUUUGACUAUAGUAUCUAUCGCGUCGGCAUCUUAUCGCUUGCAAAGAUGAUCCUCCUUUAAUAGCGCUCUAUUUUUUGACUAUUUUUUGAACUAUACGAUCACAAAAGAGAUCAAGAAAGACGGAAAAUGUAGCGCUAUUAAAGGAUCAUCGUCUUUCGCGAUAAUUAAUCUAAGGUACUGUAGCCACGAGGCACAGUAAGCUUCUUGACAGUAUAUAUCUUGAAAGACUACUGGGAAAAGCUCUAGUGGCCACUAAAAACCUCUAUAGAAGCCCCUAUUCCGCGUCUUAGGGACCACUAUAAUAGUUUUUAAUGGUGUAGUAGUACCACUUUGUAUUCUAAAGAGGUCACUUAAUUUUAGCCACUUAAGUGGCCACAAUAGUGGUCACAAAUCUAAAGAGGCCACUAGAAUUUUUCCCAACGUAUUUUGAAAAUUAACGUUAUAAGAUUCAGAUGAAGCUUAGGGUAGACGUGCUCCAAAGUGCCCAUUUUCGGAAAUAAAAACGUUUUUUUCACCUGUUUGACUUUUAGAAAGGUGUACAGCUUUAUAGAGACCAAAAUGUCACUAUUUUGCUCCCAAAAAGUUCUCUAUUACGUAAAUUGAGCUUUAAUAAAUACUACGACGUGAAAUUAGGUUUUUUUUGGAAUCAGGGUUCUCCAAAAUGUCUUGAAGCUAACUAGGGAACGUUUUUUAGCCACCUGUUGAACUUUUGAUUGAACUUCAUGACCUCCUGAUUUCAGAACAAGAGGAAAAUUUCUCUCAUGAGGUAUUUUCUUCGAUUUACGAAGCUUCAAACAUUGUAAAUGAGAUAAAUUAUCACAAAAAGCGCUAUUUCGGACCUUUGAAGGGUCUUAACCUUGAAAUUUUUGGUUGUUCUGAAGUCAGGAGGUCCUAGAGUACAUUUAAGCAAAGUUUCAUAAAAAGUUCACCACGGGAAAAAAAGAUCUCUAGUAAGAAAUAACGAAGAUUUAAAUGGGAAAACUUUGAAGGUUACGUCUUCUUCUGGGGCUGGGUGUUCAUCGGCACGACGACGCUGGUGUUGAUCUUCAAGCGCGAAGUCGACAAGUCCGUCGCCAAAUCCACCCCACCGACCACUCCAUCACAGCCGCAGUUUGUCAAGAAAUAAUUUCUGAGAGAAAUUUUGACGAUUUCCAGAGAAACUGAUGACGAAGAAGAGCUGGAACUGGGAAUCUUUGAGACCUACACAGUUCUCUGGAAGAUCCUCUGCCUGAAACCCAUGAUUUAUAUGCUCAUCAUUUUGAUCACUGGAAAGGUUUUUGAGUUUUUUAUGGUCGCAUGUAGAAUGGCUCAGCGCGAUUUUGACGGUUCGAAGUGGAGUUUUAAAAUUUAUACUUACUUUUUUUCAUUUUUAUAUUUUUUUAUAUAUCCAUUUCUAAGCCGAUAUGAGUGCAAAGUUCACAAAAAAAUUGUAAAAAAAGCCGACAAAAAAAUAAAAAAAUUAAAAAAAGCUAACGGUAUCCAUAAUGUCACAGAUGCUGCCGUGCGUGAGUAGUUUUUUUGUCGGGUGACGUUUUUUUAGCUUUUUUUAAAUCUUUAGAAAGUUUAUUAAGACUUAAACCUCCCUUAUAAAAUUUGAAUGGCUCUACGCGUCGCGGUCGCGCUGCGGUUCGAGCUCGAUUUUUCAUCUUGAGUCAUUCUUAAAGAAGGAUAGACCUGAAAUUUUGGUAGUUUUUCAGAAUUUUCUCGGUUUCUUGCUCAGUUUUUGAGGUUCAUUAGGGAUCUAUAUCUAGCAAAUUUCUUCCAAAAGCCUUCCAAUCCAAUCAAGCUCCAUUUUUCAUGCUUUAACUGAGCUAUUCUCCGUGCGACCAAUUUUUCAAGAAUUUCUGAAGCAGUUUUUUAAUGUAUUUUUAGAUGGCUUUCGCAGCGACCGACGGCAUGACAAGUCUGAAACUGAUCGGGAUGGGAAUUCCGAAGGAUCGACUGGCGAGUAUCGGCCUUUUCCUGACGCCGAUGCAGAUCCUGCUCCCCUGGAUGAUCGGAAAAUGGACGGCCGGACCGAGGCCCCUCAACAUCUUCUUGCUCGCUUAUCCUUAUAGGUUCCUUUCGAUUUUGAAGUUUUAAAUGACCCGAAGCUUUAUUUGAUCAGUAAAUCAGUCAUUCCUUAUAGUCAUGCUGGUGAAUAAGAACAUUUGAAUCUUUGUCGAACAAAGGCUUCUGUAGAACUAGAAGUUGAAACGUGUAGUUGAUCAAUUUGAAAGCAAUUUCUUACGAUAUCCACUUGGUUUUUGUGCUCUUAUCACGCGCCAAGCUUCGGAAAAUCAUAUCUGGGCUCUAGAACCUUUUUGAAAAAAGAUAACUGGUCUUUUGUGACAAUUGAAACAAGGGCUUUAUUUCCUCAAUCAGGGACACUGAAGUUUUCGCCUCCUAACUUUUUUCACCGGCCUCGAGGGCAGUUUCUGAGACCACAUUUGGAAUCAGCUUGAAAAACCACAUUUAGUGAACCUAAUCUCAUUCAAAAGUCCCACUGCAAUGGAGGAUGUUCCCUAGAUAGUCCAUUCAUUAGCAAUUUUGAAGAGCUCGAAAUGUAGUGGACCUUGAAGCUGGAGCUCGGAGACCGUUCUGUAGUUGAGAUCGUCAAAAAGAGAGAAACCACUUCAGUGAAGACUACACGGAAUAUUUUUUGACGCAAAAUGACCUUCAACAACAGUCUUUUUUUAAUCCAUAUAGUUGCGUUUGGCGCGCUUACAUACGGUUAUUCAGUCUUGAGAGAAGAUUCCCUGCUGAAUCAUGGGAUGACUGAAAAGUUGUUAGGUUCAUGAACCUGUAGUUGAUCAAUAACGACGCGUAGAUCAUCAGGUCUUUUUUGGGAUAGUAGUAGACGAGUUUUGAAAAAUCCGACGGUGAACCUUCUCUAUGUGGGAGUAAGCGAGCUUUAAGAUUCUCAUAUUUGAAAGAAAAAUCAUUUUUUGAAGAACUUUGACUCUCGUUCAGCCUUGUAUAUUAGUAAAGAUAAGAACACCUUUUCAAAAUCAUAAACUUUUUCGCUUGGCCAAUAGAAAAUGCGGGAAUUCGCGGUAGUUUUUUAUUUCUUUUUAUUUACCCAAAAGGUCUACAACUUGCUCGCAAUGCGAGAAAUAACCAAAAACAGUCAAAUGGUACCAGGAAGAGAAUAAGACCCAAUGAAAAGGCGGAGCUAGUAUUACUCAAGCGAUAAACCUAAUUUUUCGAACUUUUCCUGAUUUUUUUUUUUGAAUCUUUCGGGAAUACCAAGCAGUUUGGGAAGCUUCAGAAUUCGUUAGCUUGAAUCGGAAAAAAUCCUUCUCCCUUUGGAUCAAUUCGUUUGCUUUCAGAAUCUUUGUUGGUGGCAUUUUCGCGGCGUUGGUCUGGUGGACGCCGCAUUUCCGACUACCCGACGGCAAAUUCGAGUAUUCCGUCUACAUUGUCUGGAUCGGCGGCUACAUCUUCCAUCAGGUCCUUCAUUUCAUCAUUUUGACGUCAUCUGAGUUUUCAACUUCAGGUCGCCACCUACUGCAUGUUCGUCUCGAUGAUGGCCUUCUGCGCCCAAAUAUCGGACCCUCGGAUCGGCGGCACCUACAUGACGCUCCUCAACACCAUCAAUAACCUCGGUGGAAAUUGGCCCGUCACCUUGAUCCUGUCGUUGACCGACUGGUUCACCUUCAAGGAUUGCGUCAAGAAAGGCACCAAAAGGUGAGUCGAAAAGGCUCAACAGUCAGAGCCCAAGGCCAGUAUUCACAAAAUGAAGCUUGUUGUUCAGCGUCCUGUACGCCUGCAACAAGAAAGACCUCGCGGAUCAGUGCGCGGCCGGCGGCGACGUCUGCGAAGUCUCCAUCGACGGAUAUUUCAUCGCCGUCGCCUUCUGUAGUGUCGUCGGAAUCAUUUGGUGAGUACUCAUUUGUUCUUCUUCUUACGCCCCGCCGGCGGCCCAAGUCGAUUAGUCGAGGUCCUGAUAUCAGUGAUAAUCAGGGGGUUGGCUCUAGUGACCUAGCCGUCCUUGUUUUGGACGGCUGGGAAUAGUAGUUGCCAACUACCAACACUUCUUAACCUCCUUGGUUGAGUCGCAGCGGGGAUCGAACUUGUGACCCUUUGCAAACUAGACAGGCACACAACCUGUUGCGCUAAGAGCCGCUAAGAUAUCAUUUGUUGCAGUUCUGAACUUGGAACACUGAGCUUCGAAAGAGUUGCGUUUUGAAACUUUCUGGAAAUCGGAAAGUCUGAUUAGAACCCCAAAUUUUAAGCUCCUGUUCGGGCAAUGACCCUUUUUCGGUCUUAAUAAUCCCAAUCUUCUGAUUUUUGACUUCAACGUUUACACACUGAAGUCGUUUUUGGUCGGUUGCGCUUCAAAGCCAUUCCUAACGCCACCAUAAUGGGAAAUUGAAAAAAAAACGUUUUAAUGAGGAGGAGUUUCUAAUUAACGCACUGGGACUUGAAUUCCGGAAACUGAAAAAGGCUUUUUAACGCGAAUCGGGCGUGUCGGGGCAUUUCUAGUGACCACUUUAGUAGCUUCAGCACUCUUAAGUAAUCCCUAGAAUAAGAAAGUUUCCGAGUACGUCCGGUUUUCGUUACCGACUCGGACUUUGGUAACGCGAAAUGGACGUGCUCCGGACUUUUCUGGGCAUUUUUAGUGACCCCUUUAGUAACAUCAGAACUCUCAAGUGAUCCCUAGAAUCUGAAAAGUCCGGUUCUCGUUACCGACUUCCUGAAAGUUAUCCAUAGAGCACUCUAUCUUUCUCACUAAUCAACUCAUUUCCAGGUACAAACUGCUCUUCAACAAAGUCAAAUACCUUCAAAAGAUCCCGCGAAGUCAAUGGAGCGUCAUUAAGAAAUAG